AUGUACCAGCAGCCACCCAGCUUCUUCCCCACACCUGCCAUUGACCAUGCAUUUGCCGGACUCGGCGCGGGGGUCGUUGCGGUGCUUUGCAUGCAUCCGCUGGACCUCCUCAAGGUAAAGUUACAGGUUGCCACGGACAAGCCACGAGGUGGUAUCGGCAGACAAAUAUGGCUUUCCUUGAAGGAAAUCAAGGAACAGCAGGGCUGGAGGGGCCUCUACAGAGGGGUCUCCCCCAAUAUUGCCGGAAAUGCAGCCAGCUGGGGCUUCUACUUCCUGUUCUACAACAUGCUCAAGAAUCGCGCGGCAGGCGGUGAUCCGAACUUCAAGUUGUCGCCCGGCUCUUAUCUCCUGUGUUCAGCGGAAGCGAGCGCUGUUACAGCCAUCAUGACCAACCCUCUAUGGGUCGUGAAGGUCCGAAUGUUCACCACUCGCGCGGGGAGUCCAGACUCUUACAGAGGUCUUUGGCAUGGUCUUACGUCGAUAUACCGCACAGAGGGUCUUCCCGGUCUGUAUCGAGGUACCACACUAGCUCUGUUCGGCGUCAGUAACGGUGCCAUACAAUUCAUGGCUUACGAGGAGAUGAAGCGGUGGGGCUUUGAACGGAAGCGGCGACAAUUUACCAAGGAGGGAAAAGAUUACAAGCCUGAGGAUGAUAAAUUGUCAAAUACAUCAUACACCAUCAUGUCAGGUGCCAGUAAACUCUGGGCCCUCGCCCUGACAUACCCCUACCAGGUAAUCCGGUCGCGCAUUCAGAACAAUGCAACGGCACAUCUAUACCCCACAAUCCCAGCUUGCAUUAGACGGACGUGGUUCGAGGAAGGGUUCCGUGGCUUCUACCGCGGACUCGGCACGAACUUUGUACGGGUUCUGCCCGGGACAUGCGUAACCUUCGUGGUGUACGAGAACCUCGCAUGGCUUUUGCGCACGACGGCGGCGCGAAAAGAACAACGAAAUUUUCAGAACGUGGACGGCGACCCUAGUUGA
This is a messenger RNA of Postia placenta MAD-698-R-SB12, 984 nucleotides long. RefSeq lists its product as hypothetical. Lineage: Eukaryota; Fungi; Basidiomycota; Agaricomycetes; Polyporales; Adustoporiaceae. Gene Ontology annotation, molecular function: FAD transmembrane transporter activity; folic acid transmembrane transporter activity. The transcript is spliced from 7 exons. Gene Ontology annotation, cellular component: mitochondrion. The record is from RefSeq and is a predicted model, not a curated record. Gene Ontology annotation, biological process: nucleotide transport; folate import into mitochondrion. The coding region runs from base 1 to 984 and encodes 327 amino acids.